AGCCCCGAAUGCGCAAGCGCAGGGAGGAGAAAGCGAGGGUGGGAGACCGGACGAUCUUUUGACAGCGGUUCCGGGGCGGGGACCUCGGAAAGAGCCCGGAUCGAGUGCGGGCCCCGCAGCGACAGCGAUGGCAAUUUUUAGUGUGUAUGUGGUGAACAAAGCUGGCGGCCUGAUUUAUCAGCACGACAGCUACGCGCCGCGGGCUGAGGCUGAGAAAACUUUCAGUUACCCGCUGGAUCUGCUGCUCAAGCUGCACGACGAGCGUGUGCUGGUUGCCUUUGGCCAGCGCGACGGCAUCCGGGUGGGCCAUGCAGUGCUGGCCAUCAAUGGCGUAGACGUGAACGGCAAGUACACGGCCGAAGGGAAAGAGGUGCUGGAGUAUCUGAGUAAUCCUGCUAAUUACCCUGUGUCCAUUCGCUUCGGCCGGCCCCGCCUCACCUCCAAUGAGAAGCUCAUGCUGGCCUCCAUGUUUCACUCGCUCUUUGCCAUUGGCUCUCAGCUGUCCCCUGAACAGGGCAGCUCAGGCAUUGAGAUGCUGGAGACAGACACAUUCAAACUGCACUGCUUCCAGACGCUGACAGGGAUCAAAUUUGUGGUGCUGGCAGAUCCUAGGCAAGCUGGAAUUGAUUCUCUUCUCCGAAAAAUUUAUGAGAUUUACUCAGAUUUUGCCCUCAAGAAUCCAUUCUACUCUCUGGAAAUGCCCAUCAGGUGUGAGCUGUUUGACCAGAACCUGAAGCUAGCUCUGGAAGUAGCAGAAAAGGCCGGGACUUUUGGACCAGGAUCAUAGCCUAAACUUGCUUUGGGUUUCCAAAUUCAGAGAAGUCUUAUAGCAGGGGUUCCGCUGUUUCAACUCCCAACAGGGCACCCAGCAGCUUUGCUAGUGUACUUGAUUUUUUUUUUUUUUUUGGUGCCGGGGAUCCAACUUGGGUCCUUGCAAUUGCGCAGCAGGCGGCAAAACCACUGAGCUAAAUCCCCGGUCCUGCUAUUGUACUUGAAAACGGAGAAGGCCUAGCUUGAUGACACAUGUUGAUCCCUGAGCCUUAACGCCAUGUUCUCUUCCCUUCUGUAUAUAUCAUGGUCCUUCCCAACUCUGUACAGAUUUAUUUAUGGUGGAGAUAGGGCCAUAAGUGCUGUAAUAAACAUUCUUUUGAUCCAGUA
Molecule: messenger RNA, 1158 nt
Organism: Heterocephalus glaber (naked mole-rat)
Lineage: Eukaryota; Metazoa; Chordata; Mammalia; Rodentia; Bathyergidae
Gene: Trappc4
Product: trafficking protein particle complex subunit 4
Biological process (GO): endoplasmic reticulum to Golgi vesicle-mediated transport
Cellular component (GO): TRAPP complex
Source: RefSeq, a predicted model, not a curated record